This is a messenger RNA of Penaeus chinensis, 399 nucleotides long. RefSeq names its product neurotrophin 1-like. The coding region runs from base 1 to 399 and encodes 132 amino acids. Gene Ontology annotation, biological process: innate immune response; regulation of Toll signaling pathway; central nervous system formation. The record is from RefSeq and is a predicted model, not a curated record. The transcript has a single exon. Gene Ontology annotation, cellular component: extracellular region. Gene Ontology annotation, molecular function: Toll binding; growth factor activity. Lineage: Eukaryota; Metazoa; Arthropoda; Malacostraca; Decapoda; Penaeidae.
AUGCUUUCCAAAGACCAGGAGGAGGCCUUCGACUACUCUUACUACACUGGGGCUUCCACUGGGGACUCUCCCUACGAUGCCGCCCACUGGUCUGGUCCUGAGGGUUACAUCUGUCCCUCUGAAGUGGUAUAUGCCAUGCCCAAACGCGCUCAGAAUGUGGACGGCAAGUGGCGCGUCAUUGUGAACGAAGUUCACUAUUACAGCCAGACUGUCCGCUUGGAGACUUGUCUGUUCCCAGAGGCUGCUUGCCGCGCCCUUGCUCCUUGCUACCAGAGCCACUGUACCCAGAAGUCAGUGUACCACCGACUUCUUUCCUACGACCCAUGUGACCCAUACAAGGGCCUCUUCAUCGACAUCUACAAGAUGCCAUCUGCCUGCUCCUGCCACCUUCCCGCCUAA